Molecule: messenger RNA, 1851 nt
Organism: Nerophis lumbriciformis (worm pipefish)
Lineage: Eukaryota; Metazoa; Chordata; Actinopteri; Syngnathiformes; Syngnathidae
Gene: ccnj
Product: cyclin J
Source: RefSeq, a predicted model, not a curated record
AAGGCCACAGCUGUGUUUGCUGGGCUCUUGCAAAGGGAAAAAGCGUCACUGACUGAUUACAACAAUGAGCGCAGUGAACGAGCAUGUUCGCCGACUUUAAACUGGAGUUUACUUCGGCGAAACAAGCCACUACAUUCAUUCUACAUGUGCUCACUCAAAAUUUCCAACUCCCCUCUUUUAAAUGGAGCUAGAGGACCAAUGGUGGAAAGGACAACUGGCUGCAGAUAUUUACCAGGCGCUGAGAUUCAAAGUGAGUACGAACUCAAGCUGCCUUCUUUCAAAAGCCAGUCACCUCAGCUCAACUUGAGGCGAUACUUUGCUGACCUCAUUGCCAUUGUCAGCAACCACUUCCGGCUGUGUCCGGCAGCCAGACACCUGGCCGUCUAUCUGCUGGACCUCUUCAUGGACCACUAUGACGUCACAGUGCAGCAGCUCCACAUGGUCUCCCUCUCAUGUCUGCUUUUGGCCAGUAAAUUUGAGGAAAGGGAGGACAGGAUUCCCAAGCUGGAGACGCUGAAUAGCUUGGGCUGCAUGAGCUCCAUGAACCUGGUGUUGACUAAGCAAGCUUUGCUACAUAUGGAGCUCUUCCUAUUGGAAUCCUUCCAGUGGAACUUGUACCUCCCUACAGCGGCCCAUUUCAUCGAUUACUACCUCUCUAUUGCAGUCCACGAGGGAGAUCUCCAUGAUGGCUGGCCUAUGACCUGUUUGGAGAAAACUAAACUCUACAUGGCAAAGUAUGCGGAUUACUUUCUGGAGGUUUCCUUACAAGAUCAUGCGUUUUUGUCUUUUGUUCCCUCUCUGGUGGCUGCUGCAUGUGUUGCUACCUCACGCCUUACUCUGCACUUGUCCCCUACAUGGCCCGCCCGAAUGCAGCGCCUCACAGGCUACACAUGGGAGAACUUAGUCACAUGUGCUGAGAAACUUCUCACAGCACAUGACAGUGAUGUCAAAGAGGCCAACAAACAGAAGUGCCAACAGCCGGGUCAAUCAAUGUACCACACUUCAAGCCAGGCAGCUACUGUGGCCCAGUACCUUCACCUGCCCAGCAUGCAGUACGCGCAGCAGGCUACACAGCCAGCUUUAGCACCAAACCACCGGCCUGCUACCUAUCUGGGCCACACUACUACCCUGCAUGCCCCAAAUGGCCUCCCGCUGGCUAGUACUCAGGGUAUCACACCCUCCCUGGAGCCAAAGUCUAACAUGCCUAACAGGGCUUACCAAGUCAGCAUGCAUUAUGCAUGUGCUCCAUGUUUUGACAGAUGAUGGACUGAUAUGAUUGACAAAUCAGGAUGAGAAGUUGAGAUCUUUUUCUAAGUACUAAAAAGUAUUACAUUAAAGAAAAUGGCCGUGUUUUAAUUUGAGGGGACUUGCUGUAUCAGGUGUGGCACCACAUUGGUGUAAGAUAUGUGCAAUAUGCAUCUGCUUGAGUAAUUUUCUGUGGAGAGCCAGUAUUAGGAUUUUUGUUCAAGAUAAUUGAUAGAACUGUUGUGUCCUGUGGUCAGAGUACCACUUUGCAUAGCUGUACAACUAGUGUUGCUCUAUACCUUAGCGUCAGAGCGAAGAUCUUAUAUUUAUUUAAGACAGAUUACCUCAGAAGUAUCUAGCAGACAUUAUUGUGGCUGACAGCCUUGCUGUUGAUUACAAUGCUAAAUUAAAAUCAACAGCAGAUUUCAUGUCAUUUUGUGUUAUGUCAUUUCUUGAGCAUAGAUUGUGUAUUUUUUCUGUACUUUUUUGUUUACUUGUGAACUGUGGAAAUCUCAGUUCAUUUGCAGAGAAAUAUGUUGCUCUUCUACACAAGAUUAUUUCAGUGCUGUGCACUAACAGUAGUUUUAAUAAAAUACAAAUAUCUAA